UCUUAUUGAGGUUUUUUUUUUUUAAAUUGUCAUUACUUUUUCUGUUAUUUUUUUAGUAGUGUUUUUAUGUUGUUUUAUACAGUUACUUAAUUUUUUUUUUCUCAGUCAUCCCAAGGUGGUCCCACUCACAAUGGAUCUCAGUCUGAAGAUGCUCUUCGUACUUCAGAAAAUGAGGAUGAUGAAGAUUCCACUUCGGAGGAAGACGAGGAUGAUAAAUUCGACGAUGACAAAGGAGAUGAUCAUCAUGACGAUGAAACUGAUGAUGAUGAUGAUGAUCUGGGUGGAGAUGGUGUUGGUGCUGGUCAGGAUGAGGCUCACACGGGCGAUGUUCGUAACGAUGAGGGUGUUGUUGUCCCCGCGGUUGUUUCGAGGGAUGAUGAUACCGGCAAGGUCGAUGAUGCCAAGAAUUCUGACCCUGUGGAACCUAUUGCAGAGAUCAAACAGGUGUGUUUCUUGUUUGGACAUCAUUUUUGGUUUGUGCUUUUUUUUGUGUGUUUCUGUGUUUUGUGUUUGUUUUAAUAGUGUUUUACUGUUUUUUUUGUUAUCAGCCUGAUCAGUCUCAAGGUGGGGAGGAGAACAUUGAUGUUGAUGCAACAAUUGCAUCUGCUGUUAAAGCUGUGGAGAAUUUGGUUUGUGUUCAUGUGUUUUUUUUUAUAUUUGUAUUUAUUUGGUAUUAUAUUGUUGUUUUUAUGGUGUUUUUAUUGUACUGUUUGAAAUUUAAACAUAAGUCUUUUUAUUUAUCCUUUCUCUUUUUUAGAUUGGUUCCUCAACUCAUGCCCCUGCUCCUGUUGAGACUUCUGAGAAGACUGAUCUUGAAAUGGUUGUUUUUCAAGAGACUCCUAUUUUACGUCCUCAAAAGAGGGAUCGGAAGAAAGGAGCUGUUUUGAAAUCCCCAUUCAUUGAGCUUGCUUCUGGUGCAUCUAAAUCAGGUUCAUCCUCGGUUUCUCCUGAUGAUUCUGUGUAUAAGGUCGUUAAAUAUGUGCGUGGUUUGUGCCCGUUGGACAACAAGAUUGGUGAACCUGUUGAUCCGCAAUUGGAAGCUGAUUUUGUCAAGUGGGUUGAUUCAGGUCUUAGAAAGCAUAAAUCUAACACAACAACUAAUGUGUAUUGUAAGGGUAAGGACACUAUAUUUCCGCCAUUUCGUUUUGGUGUUGAGGACAUCAGCAACAAGAUGUGGUUUCACAACCUUGCCUACCCUAAUUGUUUCCUUACCAAUUCUCACAUUGACAUCAUUUUCUAUUAUCUUCGUAAGAAAAUAAUGUACUCAGCCGAGCCGAAAAUCAAAGUCACCACAACUGAUUGCCUCUUUUGUUCUAGCAUAACAACUUUGUAUGAGAGGUUUGUUGAGAAAAACAACGAUAUAUCGGUGUUGUCUCUUUCUCACAAUGUGGCCCAGUACAUUCAAGGUGGUAAGAUAUUAUGUGCCACUCCUUGGCAUUUGGUUGAUCAUGUUGUUAUGCCUAUCAAUGUAAAAUUACAGGAUCAUUGGAUUUGUGGUCGUCUUAACAUAGUUGACAGGCGCAUAUAUCUGUACAAUUCACUGCGUUCUGGGAGGUAUAUGAUCGUCGCCAAAGAGGCUUGCAAGCCUUUCUCUGUUAUUUUACCAUAUUACUUCUCUAUGUUAGACUUCAAAGGCCUUCGCAACGAAACUAAGUUUAGCACUAUGGAACCGUUCCCUAUUGUUGUUGUUGAUGGUUUACCCGAGCAGGUCACAGCUGAUUGUGGUGUUUUUGUUGCAUCAUUUGCUGAGUAUUUCAUUGAUGGCAAACCCAUCCCAUCCUCUGAUUUUGAUGUGGAAAUUCACCGCGAUCGUUUGGCUGCGUUAUUUUAUCAUUAUGGGAUGAAGAAGCAAACUGAGAACAUUGAAAGUGAAUCCGAGGCCCCUCCUAGCCUUCCCAAGAAGUGAUUUGCUUUUUCAAUCAGACUGUCAUUGUUCUUAUAGUUUUUUAAUGUUGUUUUAAUGUUUUUCAUGUUGUUUUUCGUAAACAAACAUUGGUGUUCUGUUGUUUUUCCUUACGCUUUGUGUGGACAAUAUGUAAUCUUUUAUUUUUUUAUGUUUUUUCUUAUUAUUUUUAUGUACAAACAAGUUGGUAUGUUAAAGUUGUUUGUUUUUUCAUUUCAGAUCCAUUCUUUUUUUGUUUUUUUUCUUAUAGUUUCUCUGUUUUUUUGAAUCCAAAUAUUCAUUUCAGUAUUAAAAACACAAACUGUUUCAAUAACAAACUUCAUAUAUAUAUUCAAUUUAGUAUCCAACAUCUUUUAAUAUCCAAUCUAGAGUAUCAACAAUUCCCAAUGUAAUCAAUGUUUUUCAAAUAAAAAACUGUAUUCCCUGUGUAUUUCAGAAAUUUAAAUUCCUCAAUAUCUAAUUCUCAUAACGUAUGUGUAGUUUUCUUUUGUUUUUCCACUGUUGUUCUGUUGUUGUUUUUAUUCCCUUCUCCGUCUUCUGCUGCAUGUUCUUUUGUUAUGCCCCAGUUCACCACAUUUGCUGCACUUGUUGUGUUGAUCCCUUUCCCAUCCAGCCUUCCUUCUUAAUGUUUUUGGUCUUCCUGAUUUUACUCUUUCAUGUGGA
This is a messenger RNA of Cannabis sativa, 2566 nucleotides long. RefSeq lists its product as uncharacterized. Gene Ontology annotation, biological process: proteolysis. Gene Ontology annotation, molecular function: cysteine-type peptidase activity. Bases 818 to 1906 code for a protein of 362 amino acids. The transcript has 4 exons. The record is from RefSeq and is a predicted model, not a curated record. Lineage: Eukaryota; Viridiplantae; Streptophyta; Magnoliopsida; Rosales; Cannabaceae.